This is a messenger RNA of Protopolystoma xenopodis, 537 nucleotides long. The record is from the annotation of a GenBank genome assembly. Lineage: Eukaryota; Metazoa; Platyhelminthes; Monogenea; Polystomatidea; Polystomatidae.
AAAGAGGAGGAUUUGACGCAGGAAGAGAAUGCAAGUGAGGACGAAGGGUCUGAUAAAAGCGUAUAUGAAGAAGAUGAGGAUGUUGAAGAAGACUUAGAAUCAGACGGAGAGGGAAGUAAGAGGGAAGAACAAAAUGAAGGUUCUAAAGCGCUUUUACUUUUUCAAGAGGAAGGUGUGCAUCAACGGGACCUGAGGAGCCAACAGUCAUCAGCCAAAGAGAAGCAAGCCGUGGCAGGGAGCAUUGAGCCGAGUCCGGACAAACAAGCCCAUCGAAGGGCCAAGGAGGAGACCGAGUUGGAUGGGCCUGACAUGGUAGUCAAACCCGUAAUAAGUCUGCAACAGUUCUUGGCCAGCCACGAGUUUGUGUCCAGCUGUUGGGCCAACUCAAGGCUACUUCGUGCUGAUGACUCCGUUACGAGAAGUACUCUUCUGCUGCAAGAGCAAAGGCAAGGUGACCUCUUCCAGCUGGCUUCGAAACUUGACGGCCAGACUUGCAACCAAGGGCCUGUUAAAGUUUAUCUACCUUAUUACAGUUAA